AGGAGUGAUUUUGCCACCUUUCAGUCCCUCCCUAGAAAGUACAAAUAUUCGCCCGGUCCACGUGGCGGUCUUCGCAAUGUCUUCCACUAAGGCUCUAAGUCCUCGAGAAUCGGCUAAACUGAUUUCGUCCAAAAGCAAAGAUGUUUCUAUAUGCGAGGAAGGUGUUGAAGAAGCGUCUAAGAUAAUCUUCGACUGUCUAAAGUCGAAGAAAUAUAGCUAUAAGACAUGGAAGCAACACAAACUCCAUCCAAAAGAAAUGACCACCGAAACUGUGGAUUGGAUUGUAGUCUUAGACACCUUAAACUUCUGCUUUUGGAGCGACGACGGCGUCGAACCAUGGACUGUUCGAUAUGAGGGAAAGAACUAUACGGGCUACUGGGCUCUUUGCGCCUCCAUUCACAGAGCCCUGAAGGAUGGAAUCCCCUUGACAACACCAUCAUAUUAUGCUAACAUCACCAAAGAGAAAGUACAACAUAUCUUCAGAUCUGAAACUCCCACUGAAAUACCACUGUUGGAGGAAAGAGUAAAUAACCUACAAGAAGUUGGCAGAGUCCUGGUAAAAGACUACAAGAACUCGUUUGUCAACAUGUUAUCCCAAUGUGAUAACAGUGCAGAGAAGCUGCUUAAUAAGAUAACAAGUACCUUUAAAUGUUUUCAAGAUGAAUCAGAGUUUGAUGGAAAGAUAGUUUCUUUUUACAAGCGUGCACAGAUUCUGAUAUCAGAUAUCUGGGCCUGUUUUGAAGGGGAAUCUUUUGGGCAUUUCAAAGAUAUCAGUGUCUUGACCAUGUUUGCAGAUUACAGAGUGCCACAGUCUCUGCUUCAUAUGAACAUCCUGAAAUACACAGAUAAAUUGAUGGAAAUGUUAAAUGGAGGGAACCAUGUUCCUGCAGGGGAUCGCAUUGAGCUUGAAAUCAGAGCAAACUCCAUCUGGGCUGUGGAGAGAAUUUGCCAGAAAGUAACAGCUAUGUCAAAGAUGGAUUCAGAAUUUAGUUCUUUGGCAUCAGGGAAAAUUGAUUCAAUUCUAAAUUCUGUCAUCAUAGAUUACUACUUGUGGGACUUUGCUAAAGAAGAACAGGGUGGAUUAACUGAGCUACCAUUCCAUAAAACAAGAACAAUAUUCUACUGAUGUUUUCUGCCUGACUCUUACUUACUUGUACUAGUAGUUUUCGUUUUAAUCCUUUAGACCUUAACAUCAGUAUGCAUAUUCUCCAUACUGUUCUCUAUACAUUUCCUAUGGUGCUGACAAGGAGAAUUUCUAU
Molecule: messenger RNA, 1259 nt
Organism: Stylophora pistillata
Lineage: Eukaryota; Metazoa; Cnidaria; Anthozoa; Scleractinia; Pocilloporidae
Product: queuosine 5'-phosphate N-glycosylase/hydrolase
Source: RefSeq, a predicted model, not a curated record